Messenger RNA from Cuscuta epithymum, 636 nucleotides. The record is from the annotation of a GenBank genome assembly. Lineage: Eukaryota; Viridiplantae; Streptophyta; Magnoliopsida; Solanales; Convolvulaceae.
UCAGGCGAGGCAGCUGACGGUGCAGGGUUUUGUUCUUCCGGUUUCAUCAUUGACGAAGAGCGGCCGGUUGUGGAUUUUGGUCAUGCAAGCAGGCUCGUGAUCAGGGAUGUAGCGCUUUGGCGGUCGUGGCUUGUCUUCCGUUGUUGUUUCUGAUCGAGGGGCGAGGGUAGAUAAAGAAAAGGCAGAUAAGUUGUGGCGGAGCUUGGGUUCGGUUCAACAGCAAGGGAUAUGAAUGGAGGAUAUCGUCAAUCACUACAAAAGCAUGACUAUUGAGGCGGAUGAACGGCGGGCUCGUCCCCCUCCCGAGCCGCCGCCAUGGAAUGUAAGAGAGUCUAGGGUUUGGAAGAAGAUGAAUGAAUUUUCGUUUAAUUUUGUUUUAUUUUGUUUGUGUUUUUCUUUCAAAUUGCAUGUUGUUUUGAGUGUGUUUUUAUUUCCUAGUAAAAAGUUUCUAGAGUUUAGGUCAGGUGAUGAGAAGUCUGGUUUGCCAGUCAUUGACUCAGUUAUUGCUUCUACAGAGGUGAUGGAUCUGAGCCUGGUUCAUGGGCGGAUGACAGACAAAAGGCUUUUUAUCGUUUUGUUUCCUGCUUUUUCCCUGAUUGUAUUGUUAGUCAAAUGACGAACGUUUUGUUGAUUUAA